AUGGGGGCCUUCCUCGACGGAUGCUCCUACAAAUACUGGUACGUGCUCUGCGGAAACGUGGCGAAACUUGUAAAGGGGGAAAAUAUUGGUGACCUGAUGUCCAUCAAUUCCAAUCCAGGAGCUGUUGUUUCGGGAGACCCCUUUUCACCUUCUGCACCAAUGGCCAAAAAAGAAAGAAAAGAAAAGGAAAAGAAGAUAGAAAUGAACGACUUUCAAAGUGACCUACGUGUAAACACUCUUCUUGUAUCUAUGCAGAUGUGGGGCAGCUUCCACUAUGACGACGAGCAAUGGAUGGGUAUGGUAUCAAAGACCCCGGCCAAAAUGUGA
This is a messenger RNA of Histoplasma capsulatum G186AR, 327 nucleotides long. RefSeq lists its product as uncharacterized. The record is from RefSeq and is a predicted model, not a curated record. The coding region runs from base 1 to 327 and encodes 108 amino acids. NCBI's taxonomy places the organism in Eukaryota, Fungi, Ascomycota, Eurotiomycetes, Onygenales, Ajellomycetaceae. The transcript is spliced from 5 exons.